UGCAUGGAGAAACUGCUUUUAAUUCAGAUGGCUGCAGGAGAUUUGCAACAUCUGUUAAUUAUAAAGUAAUAUCCAACCUGCAACUACAGCUGCUAUAAUGAGCAUGACCACUGCACAGCCCUGCAGCAGACAGACCCACUUCUGCUGUGCCUUUUACUCUCUAUCUUUCUACUAAAGUUUGGAAUGCUCCAAUGCCUUUGCUUUUCAGAGCAUGCUCUAUAUUCCUAGUCUUUGCCUACUAAUUGAAAUGAGCCUCUUCUUUUCUGCUUGCAUAUGUUCUCUGAUCUCCUGCACAUCAUCUGCCUGGGAUAUCUGGGAUGAGUGAAACAAUAGUGGACUAAUACGGUAUGAUUUUUUUUAUUUAAUCCUGGACUACAAGUUUGUUUGUUUUUUCUUGAAAACUUUGGAUUAAUGAUGGGAAUAAUAUACAGUUUCUGGGAGACACAUUAAUAAAGCAAAAGCAAGAAUGGAUUACCAGUUUGUCAUCCAAACGCAGCCUCAGAACCAAUGGCAGCUGGGAAGAUAAUGCAAGAAAUUAACAUUAUUCUUCAAAGAACACGCAGACUGUGCUUCUAGGUCCUACAUUAUAUGGUCCUCAUUUUGCUGCGUCUGAGAAGAAUUGUAGAGAACAAUGGGAAACUAUGUCCUAGUAGCAUGCCUUUCUGUAUUUACAAUGGUGACAAUUUUAAGUAACGCUGACAGUAAAAAGAGCAAUACUUUCCUCACAGAAUCGGAUCCUGACCGAUGCAUGAGGCAUCACUAUGUAGAUUCUAUUAAUCAUCCACAGCACAAGUGCACUGCAAAGAUGGUAUUGCUAGCCCGCUGUGAGGGACGCUGUAGUCAAACAUCACGCUCUGACCCACUUGUAUCCUUCAGCACAGUGUUAAAGCAGCCCUUUCGAUCCACGUGUCAUUGCUGCCGCCCACAAACGUCCAAGUUGAAGGCAAUCAGGCUCCGUUGCUCUGGAGGAGUCCGGCUGACCGCCACAUACCGCUAUAUUCUUUCCUGUCACUGUGAGGAAUGCAAUUCUUAGGGACACAUUUUACAAGACAACUGGAUUGGAUCAUUUCUAAACCUGAAGGACAAUCAUCGAAAUAUGUGAUAUAUUUUUAUUAAGUGUUAUUUUUGAGGUAAAAUUAUUAUAAAGUGACCCAAAUAAUGUCCUAAAUACAGAGAUGAUGUCACACAGUGUGGAAUGAGAAAUGAACAGUUUUCAUAUUUCAGAGGUUUUUCUGAGGAUCUGUUACUUUUUUGGCCCAGACCUUAUAUGUUCCAGUGUAUGGACGAUGGAUUACAGUAUGAUUAUUUUCUGUCACUCUUUUACAGAGUAUUCAAAUAUGUAUCUUUUCAAUCAGUUCAUUCCCAGUUUCAUUAUUGUUAGUAAAUACGGAUGAGUGAUGAAAAUUGAAUGGUAAGUUUAUUUGUUUGUUCAUUUGUACAGAACAAGCUAGCGUACAAUGAUAUACUGACAAAAACAAUAAAAUUAUUAUUUAAAGUA
Pseudophryne corroboree (corroboree frog) is the source of this 1498-nucleotide messenger RNA. It is a transcript of the gene NDP, whose product is annotated as norrin cystine knot growth factor NDP. NCBI's taxonomy places the organism in Eukaryota, Metazoa, Chordata, Amphibia, Anura, Myobatrachidae. Gene Ontology annotation, molecular function: cytokine activity; frizzled binding. Gene Ontology annotation, biological process: Wnt signaling pathway; positive regulation of DNA-templated transcription; Norrin signaling pathway. The transcript has 4 exons. The record is from RefSeq and is a predicted model, not a curated record. Bases 632 to 1033 code for a protein of 133 amino acids.